Molecule: messenger RNA, 1269 nt
Organism: Lodderomyces theae
Lineage: Eukaryota; Fungi; Ascomycota; Pichiomycetes; Serinales; Debaryomycetaceae
Exons: 1
Coding region: 1-1269 (422 amino acids)
Source: RefSeq, a predicted model, not a curated record
AUGAUAUAUGCGAAAGUUAGAAUACGAUCGAGUCUACGACAUCUACGUCUACGUGGAGCCAGUGGCACACUUGUCAAUGUGCAAAGGCUAGCCAUACAGACUAGUACCAAUUACUUGACAACCACCUUGGUUACUGAGUCCCUCUUCAAAACUGCACCCGCUUCCAAGAUUUUUCAAUUCCUCGUCAAGAAUCAUGCACAAAUAGAUCCUCAGAUAAGUCUCAUAUUGACAUACAACUUGCUUCGACAAAAUAAUCUCCAAGCGGCUGUUUCAUUACAACAUUUACUUUUAACUAAUGAGCAAUACCGAAUACCAAAUGAGCUAUGGAAUGUAUUUCUUGAUAAAGUGUGUUGCGAGUCGAGUUACUUUGGGGCAAUGCUUAUCUUUCAUGAGUUGGUUGAUAAUCAUUCGUUUUACGACGAAGUCAGUUUUGCAGUACAAGAAAACGAUCAAGUACCAUUCAUCAUCAAUCCUACAACGUUAGUCUCCUUGGCUAAAAUUUUUGCAAACAACAGUGAUUCCAAACGAUUGGAAGGUACAUUGCGGUACUUCCGAAGGUUCCACUCCUAUCUAGAUGAACGCGAUGCCUAUAAAUCUUUGCUUGUGCUCAACGUUGAAGUAUAUGCUCAAAUGGGUGAUUUCAAUCAAGCAUUGGCAAAAUUCAAAAACUUGGCAUUUUCAUCGAGAAGUCUUUCGAGCAGCAACAACGCAACCAAAGUUUUGCCAACGGCGGCUCAUCUGUUCAAUCAAUGGAGGCUGUCCAACCUCCAACUGAACCAAUAUCGAAUUGAUUUCAUCCCUACAUACCCAUUAGAUAUCCAUCAACAGUUGUUGGCACAGAUAUGUCAGAGUAGAGUGUUCAAUCCAGUAGUGCAGUAUAACGUCUAUUCUCCAUGGGCGCCCAUUAUCCAAACGCCAAUUACAUCAUCCGACUUACCCCGUUUUCAAAAACUCCUAACUGAUUAUAUUAAGCUCGAGGAAUUGUACGACUACAAUAAACUCAUCCAGUUCAUAAGGACAAGUCAUCUCAAUCUACACAUUUUCAUCGUUACGGCGUUAUGUGAUUUGGAUAAGCACGAAUUGGCGUAUGCCGUGCUCAAAUCAUUCAAUUCGUAUGGCCAACUAUUGUGUAAAAGUCCAGCAUUUGUCACGUUACUCAAAUCGACACAAAACAAACCUGAACUAGCCGUGUUGCAAACAGACAUUAUCAAAUAUUAUCGUCUGUUGAACAAGGGGCAUUUGAAUUAUCCCGUGGCGGCUUACGCAUGA